AAAACAUCAAAAUGGCUACAAACCCACAAAUUUCGAUUCUUGGUCUUCCUUCGAACCCUAAAUCUUUCGUCCACGUUUGCAACAGAAUAAGCCUGUGUACUUUGGAGCUCAAAAUCCCUGCCUGAAGGCUCCAGCGAGUGUCUGCUUUCCCUCUAAGGGUAUGGAGCCCACUUCCUCUUCUCCGUGGCCGUUGCCUGUGGAUUGCAGCGUCUCUUCUCCCUCCCCAGUGGAUUCCAGCGAAUUAUCCAGUCUCCAACUCUCCAGUGGAUUGCAGCUGCCCCUUCCUAUCUGUGAGCAUAUUCGUAGAGACACGGAAGAUGCUGCAAUGUGUAGUAGUAACUAUUUAUAUAUGGAAGAAGAGGAUGUUUAUGGAAAUGAACAACAGUCAGAGUUGGAGAAAGCAAUUCAAUUAGAUGCUGUAGAAGAUGUGUACAUUGAGACACAACAGACUUUUGCAGAUGAAGCCCAGAAUGUUGAUGUUAAGGGUGCAAAGGAUGCAAAUGAUUUUGAAGCAUCGAAUGACCAGCUUCCUAAGGAUUCAAAUGAAGCACAAAUACCGUAUAUUGGUAUGACUUUCUUAAGCUGGGAAGAAGCUUAUUCUUUUUACUGUACUUAUGCCCGGAUGAAAGGUUUUAGGGUUCGCAUUGGUAGGACUGAUGUAUCAAAGAAAAGGGAGUUAGAUGGUUCAUGUAAGGUUUUUUCAAAGAAGUUUUUAUGUUACAAAGAAGGUUAUCGAUAUGAGAACGACAAGCGACGAAAGGGGAAAAUAGUGCAUCGCAGGUCUGUAGUUAGAGUUGGUUGUCCAGCAUUUCUGUGUAUUAAACCAAAUCCGAAUGGUUGGGUAGUGCACAAAUUUGAGGCAAAUCACAAUCACCCACUGGUUCUUGAAGACAAAUCAAUCAGGCUCCAAUCACAGCAACAAUUGACAGAUGGUGUAAAAUUGGUAGUUGAUAAUCUCCAUAGUGCUGGUAUAGCUCAAAGUCAAACGCAAAUAGUUGAUGCCGUUGUCGAGUGCUUUGGUGGUUAUAAUAAUAUUGGUGUGACAAAGGGGACACUUAAAGGUCAUAUGAAAAGAAAUGAAAAAAAAAUGAUUGAAGUGGAUCUCCAGAGUCUUUUAGCAUAUUUUGAGUCUAUGAAAGAAAAGGAUCCUGAAUUCAUUUAUUCAACUAAUGUAUCUGAUAAAGCCGUGAGUGCGGUUUUUUGGAUUGAUGGCAAAGGCAAGUCUGAUUAUGAAAUUUUCAGUGAUGUUGUGGUUUUUGACACAACAUACAAGAAAAAUCAAUACAGAUGGUCAUAUGGUCUGUUUACUGGCGUGAACAAUCAUGCUCAAUCCAUUCUGGUUGGGUGUGGUUUGGUUGUGAAUGACACAAAGGAAUCGUUAGAGUGGCUGUUCAAGGCAUGGUUGAAUGCAAUGGGAGACAAGGCACCAAAGGCAAUUAUUACUAAUGAGUGUACCAGUACUAUACCUGCAGUGGCUAGUGUUUUCCCCAACACAGUACAUCGCUUUUGUUCAUGGCAUGUUUCAAAGAAUGUCGUACAACACCUCGAUCCUUUAUGGUUCCAAAAGCCUGAAUUUAAAUCAGAAUGGAAGCAGUGUGUCUAUCAUUCAUGGUCAGAUGCGGAUUUCUUAACUUGGUGGGAAGCGAUGAUGGUGAAAUAUAAUCUAAAGGACCAUUCAUGGUUAAACGAGAAGUUUUCCCAAAGAAAGUUUUGGGUGCCUUGUUAUUUUAGAGGCACAUUCUUUGCUGGAAUGAGCUCGACCCAACAAAGCGAGGGGAUGGACAGUUACUUUCCGGGAUAUUUCAAUGGCUCUAUGACAUUGCUAAGUUUUGUGAAGCAAUAUGAAAGGGUUGUUGCUAAGCGUAGAGAGAAGGAAGCUGAUGCAGAGUCCAAAUCACUUAACUUACCUCAAUUGGAAUCACAAAGUCCUAUUGAAAUGCAUGGUGGACAGGUGUACACGAGGAGGGUGUUUGAGAUUUUUAAGAAAAAUUUCAGCGCAAGCCUUAGCUUAUCUGCUGUAGAUGUGUCAUCUGAAGGGUCAAUUAGGAAGUUUAAGGUUGGGCCCUUCAAUGUUCCAAUUGAGCACAGAUGCGUGGUUGAGUACAACUCCAUUGAUGAAGAGAUACAUUGUAGUUGCCUUAUGUUUGAGUUCAUGGGAAUACCGUGCAAGCAUUUUUUGAAGGUUCUACAAAUGGUUGAUCGUGAUAGGGUACCCUCCAAAUACAUUCUAUCUAGGUGGACGAAGGAAGCAAAGUGUGGGUUGACUUUGUAAAGAUGUUUAUUAUUUUCCAUGCAUUAACUAGGUGAAGGAUAUUUGAUGUUUAAAUGUAGUCUCUCUCUCUCUCACACACACACACACACACACCCCGGGAUUUUGAGUGGAACAUCAACAACAACUAUCUCCAAUUAGGUGAAAGUAUGAGCUUGUGUACUGUCCACCUGGGAAAACUCAAAGCAUGCCAUUAGGGUGCUUAUGUUUAAUUAUUUAUCUAUUCUCUGUCCAUGUUUACAAUUUUGCCAUGGCCAAAUGAGUAUUAAA
Messenger RNA from Macadamia integrifolia, 2539 nucleotides. RefSeq names its product protein FAR1-RELATED SEQUENCE 5-like. Gene Ontology annotation, molecular function: zinc ion binding. Gene Ontology annotation, biological process: regulation of DNA-templated transcription. The transcript is spliced from 3 exons. The coding region runs from base 161 to 2272 and encodes 703 amino acids. The record is from RefSeq and is a predicted model, not a curated record. Lineage: Eukaryota; Viridiplantae; Streptophyta; Magnoliopsida; Proteales; Proteaceae.